AUGGCUAAGAUUUACUACGCCUCGAGAACGGCACCCGUGAACAUUGCUAAAGACCUGAGGACUCUCACCACUGCCUCCUGUUCUGAAGGUUUCGAAAGAGACGAACUGUGGCUAAAUGGCCAACCCCAUUCUCUGGACACGCCGAGAACCCAACAGUGUCUGCGCGAUCUCAGAAAACACAGAGAGGAACUCGAAGCUCAGGAUGGAUCUCUCCCAAAACUCAGCAAAAUGCACCUGCACAUUGUCAGCGAGAACAACUUCCCGACAGCCGCGGGUCUGGCAUCAUCUGCAGCCGGAUUUGCAGCAUUGAUCUCGGCUGUUGCAAAACUUUAUGAGCUCCCUCAGAGUGCCUCUGACCUCAGCAAGAUUGCAAGAAAGGGUUCUGGCUCGGCGUGCAGAUCGCUCUUUGGAGGAUACGUGGCCUGGGAGAUGGGAGAGUUAGAGAACGGCGAGGACUCCAAGGCUGUGGAAGUGGCUCCGCUGAGUCAUUGGCCAGACAUGAAGGCAUGUAUUCUGGUGGUUUCUGACGAUAAAAAGGACGUUCCUAGUACAAGCGGUAUGCAACUGACCGUCAAGACGUCAUCAUUGUUUCAACACCGUGUCGAAAAGGUUGUUCCGCAGAGAUUUGAAGAAAUGAAAAAAUCCAUCAGGGAGAAGAACUUCCCGUUGUUUGCCGAGCUGACCAUGAAAGACUCCAAUUCGUUCCAUGCGACAUGCCUAGACUCCUACCCUCCAAUCUUCUACUUGAACGACACGUCUAAAAAAAUCAUCAAGCUCAUCAACCUACUGAACGAGUCUGCCGGAAAAAUAAUUGCAGCUUAUACGUUCGACGCAGGACCUAAUGCCGUGAUCUACUACGAGCAGAAAAACGAGUCGAGAGUUCUAGGCCUACUCCAUGCUCUAUUCAAGUCUGUUGAUGGAUGGCAAAAGAUUGACCCCGAGACCCUGACUCCUCCAUCCAUUGAGUUGGAUCCAACAUGGGGGUCGGGCGUUUCCAGAGUUAUUUUGACCGAGGUUGGUGCAGGCCCACAGGACUCGGAUGAGGUGUUGAUCAAUGUGGAAACAGGGUUACCGAAAUAA
Molecule: messenger RNA, 1080 nt
Organism: Ogataea haglerorum
Lineage: Eukaryota; Fungi; Ascomycota; Pichiomycetes; Pichiales; Pichiaceae
Exons: 2
Coding region: 1-1080 (359 amino acids)
Biological process (GO): isoprenoid biosynthetic process; isopentenyl diphosphate biosynthetic process, mevalonate pathway
Cellular component (GO): cytosol
Molecular function (GO): ATP binding; diphosphomevalonate decarboxylase activity
Source: RefSeq, a predicted model, not a curated record